Scutellospora calospora is the source of this 177-nucleotide messenger RNA. NCBI's taxonomy places the organism in Eukaryota, Fungi, Glomeromycota, Glomeromycetes, Diversisporales, Gigasporaceae. The record is from the annotation of a GenBank genome assembly.
AUGACAGUUCACGAUUUAAACGCUGUUGUACAAGAUUCUUGUGCAACAGCUGAUCGUAUAGAAUGGCGAAGAAUAGAAUUAUGGUCUAAAGUUUCUGAAUUCAUGUGUGAUGACAUUAAAAUACCUUAUAAAAUUAUUGAAGAAUUAGUGGAAGAAAAAGUUAUAGUUUAUCCUUGA